UGAAGCCUGGCCGUGGGCAGGACUCGUUGUCCCAGCGUGCCCUGCGCCUCAGCCCGCGCGCCCGCAGUUUCUCGCUCUCGCCACCCUCCUGCCCGCCAGCUCCCUAGCUUGAUCGAGCUUUCGCUCGCGCUCUCCUCGAGGAUCGAGGGGCCUCUGGCCAUAGCCUGGGGCUGGGGAGGGAAACGGAGGCGGCGGUUCAGGGAAAACGAAGCUGCACUGGUGGUAUUGGGAAGAUGUCGGGCGAGGACGAGCAGCAGGAGCAAACUAUCGCCGAGGACCUGGUCGUGACCAAGUAUAAGAUGGGGGGCGACAUCGCCAACCGGGUACUUCGAUCUUUGGUGGAAGCAUCCAGCUCAGGUGUGUCGGUAUUGAGCCUGUGUGAGAAAGGUGAUGCCAUGAUUAUGGAAGAGACAGGAAAAAUCUUCAAGAAAGAAAAGGAGAUGAAGAAAGGUAUUGCCUUUCCUACCAGCAUUUCGGUAAAUAACUGUGUAUGUCACUUCUCCCCUUUGAAGAGUGACCAGGACUAUAUUCUCAAGGAAGGUGACUUGGUAAAAAUUGACCUUGGGGUCCAUGUGGAUGGCUUCAUUGCUAAUGUGGCUCACACUUUUGUCAUUGGUGUGCCUCAGGGGACCCAAGUAACAGGGAGGAAAGCAGAUGUUAUUAAGGCAGCUCACCUAUGUGCUGAAGCUGCCCUACGCUUAGUCAAACCUGGAAACCAGAACACACAAGUGACAGAAGCCUGGAACAAAGUUGCCCAUUCAUUUAAUUGCACACCAAUAGAAGGUAUGUUGUCACAUCAGUUGAAGCAGCAUGUCAUCGAUGGAGAGAAAACCAUUAUCCAGAAUCCCACAGACCAGCAGAAGAAGGACCAUGAAAAAGCUGAAUUUGAGGUACACGAAGUAUAUGCUGUGGAUGUUCUUGUCAGCUCAGGAGAGGGCAAGGCCAAGGAUGCAGGACAGAGAACCACCAUCUACAAACGAGACCCCUCCAAACAAUAUGGUCUGAAAAUGAAAACUUCUCGUGCCUUUUUCAGUGAAGUGGAAAGGCGUUUUGAUGCCAUGCCAUUUACUUUAAGGCUCUGCGAAGGGCAGUUUGACUUCUCCACCCAGGACCACCAGCAGGGCAGGAUCUCCCUGCCCCCACCCCAGUCCCCCAACCCACUCCCCUCCGCCAACAACAACCUGCUCCAACUGACUCUGGUCUUGGGAGGCCAGGCUUCCCAGCCACCGAAGACUACUUUAAAUAGAGAAAAAGAAAUUGAAUAA
Messenger RNA from Heterocephalus glaber (naked mole-rat), 1265 nucleotides. The record is from RefSeq and is a predicted model, not a curated record. NCBI's taxonomy places the organism in Eukaryota, Metazoa, Chordata, Mammalia, Rodentia, Bathyergidae.